AUGGAUAUUCCACCAGGUUUUGAUAAAGAAACAAGACCAAAUAAGGUAAAGCUAACGCCAUUUAGACUCAACCAAUUCCAAGAACAUGGUUUGGCAGAUGUAAACUCCCAACCAUUUAUGCGUUGGAGAGACCGUUUCUUAUUUUGUGCCGAAGCUAUUAAUAAAGCACAGGUUGAAACCAGUGAAAUCAAAGGGCAUUAUUUGAAUGUUACUGCAGGUACAUGCGAAGAAAUGAUCAAAAGGGCUGUAUUUGCCCGAGAAUUGGGAGCUCCUAUCAUAAUGCAUGAUUACUUAAGCUGGAAAACCUCAUGCACCUAUAUUAUGACCCAUUGCACACAAUCUGGUAAAAUAUUACCAGACCAAAUAUAUUGAUUUAUUAAAGAAAAACUUGAGAGCAGCCUAAUAUGUACUCUAUACAUGUCUACCAAUUCUUAACUAGAAGAUAUAUUGACUAAAAACUUGAACAAUCUAGUUUUAAAACUCUUAUCGUUAAGGUGAGAAUAGACGACAUUUACUCCCCAACUUGAGGAAGAAUGUUCAAGAAAGAGUAAAUUAGGUUAAAAAUAUAAGAGUAAAACAUAUGUGAUUAAUUGUAAAUAAUUGUCUAUUUUCUUUCUUAUCUUAUGAAACCUGUAUGUAUAGAGCUAUGAUAUUCAAUAAAAAUUCAUCAACCAUUUUUAACACAUAACCAACGCAUUUUCUUUAAAUGGCUAAGGUAGAACCAAUGAUGAUUAUCUUUUAACAGCUUAACAAAACUAAAACCCUAGAUUUUGACAGCUUAUGCAGGACCAAGCACUAGUCUUAACAGAUUAAAUAGAACUAAUUCCUAAUUCUUCAACAGCUAAGGUAGAAACAAUAGACAAAAAGCACAUAUGGGAGGUGGUGAGCCUACCUGAAGAAAAAGGUAUUUGAGAUGCAAAUAGGUGUUCAUCAUAAAGUACAAAACUGACGAUAUAAUAAACAGCUAUAAAAUCAAGCUUGUGGCUGAGGGAUACACUUGGGUAUAUGGAAUUACUUAUCAAAAGACCUCUGCACCUAUUACUAAGAUGAACACGAUCUGAGUACUAUUAUCCUUAGUUGCCAACUAUAAUUAGCAACUGCACUAUUUUGAUGUGGAAAAUAUCUUCUUACAUGUAGGCCGACAGGAGGAAAUUUACAUAGAAAUUUUUCCAGGAUUCACAAAGAAUAUAGGAGUCAACAAGGUUUGCAUAUAAAAAAAAAGCUUUAUAUAGACUCAAACAAUCAUGAAAAGCAUAGUUUGGAAAGUUUUCAUCAGUAGUUGGCAAUGCGGUAAGUAUGUUGUAUUUCACUCAUCAAGCACUCAAAGAUUCAGAAGGCGUAAUAACCCUCUUGGUAUAUGUCUACGACAUUAUUGUGACUAGUAAUAAUAAAAACAAGAGAUAGGUACUUCAACAGUAUCUAGCCAAGGAACUUGAAAUUAAAAAAGAGUAGAAGGAACUAAAAUAUUUUCUUGAUAUUGAAGUGACCCAUUCAAAACAAUGAAUAUUCAUAUGUCAACAAAAAUACAUCAAACGAUUAAUACAACAAAUUGAUCCCAACCAUAAGUGAGGGUUAACAUAGAAAGACACAGCCAUCAGCAAGACGUACCGAAGGGUAGUUAGGAGACUUAUCUAUUUGUCUCACACUAUACCAAACAUUAUGUAUGUGAUAAAUGUGAUUAGCUAGUUUAUGCACAAUCCUAGAGAAGUGCACUUAGAGGCAGCAUAUAGAUCGUUACAGUAUUUAAAAAGAAUACCAAGAAAUGAUAUCAUAUUUAAAAAAAAAAAAAAAACUAGAUUACUACUUGAAAUCUAUACUGAUGCAGACUAUACUGAAUUAGUAGUGGAUAAAAGAUCUACUACAGGUAAUUCUACAUUCCUUAGAUAGAAUCUGGACACACUGAGAAACAAGAAACACAAUGUGGUGGCAGGAUCCAAUACAAAAUCAGAAUUUCAAGAAAUGGAUCAAAGAAUUUAUGAGCUAUUAUGGUUCAAAAUGAUUUUGGAAGAUCUAUAGGUUAAGUAAGAUGCUCCAAUGAGACCCUAUUAUGACCAUAAAGCAGUAAUUAGCACUGUCCACAAAUUAGUACAACGUAACAGGAUAAAACAUAUUGAAGUAGACAAGCUCUUCAUCAAGGAGAAGCUAGAAAGUUACUUGAUUUGCACACUUUAGAGGUCUACCAACUCGUAACUUGCAAAUAUGUUUACUAAAAACUUAAACAAUCCAGCAUUUCAGACAAUCAUCAUCAAGUUAGGAACAGACAAUAUCUAUUCACUAACUUGAGGACGAAUGUUGGGAUGUGUAUAUAUAUGUAAUUUAUUAUGUGAGAUAUAAGACCAGAA
This is a messenger RNA of Carica papaya (papaya), 2342 nucleotides long. NCBI's taxonomy places the organism in Eukaryota, Viridiplantae, Streptophyta, Magnoliopsida, Brassicales, Caricaceae. The record is from RefSeq and is a predicted model, not a curated record.